GCCGCGAAGGCCAGGCGGCGAGCGCCGGGGCCCCGAGGCCUGCGCCUCGUCAGCGCACCCACAUGGCCUCCGGAGUGGGCGCGGCCUUCGAGGAGCUGCCGCACGACGGCACGUGUGACCAGUGCGAGCCCGACGAGGCUCCCGGGGCCGAGGAAGUGUGCCGGGAGUGCGGCUUCUGCUACUGCCGCCGCCACGCCGAGGGCCACAGGCAGAAGUUCCCCGGGCACCACCUGGCCGAGUACGUCCACGGCGCAGGCCAGGCCUGGCCCUCCCUAGGCCUGGGGGAAGGCGAGGGCAAGGAAGGCGCGGAGGCCAAGGUGGAGGAGGAGAGAGACCUGGAGAGCGAGGCGGGGGAGGAGAGCGAGGCCGAGGAAGACCGCGAGUCCGAAGUGGAGAGCGAGACGGAGGAGGAGAGCGACGAGGAGAGCGAAGAGGACAGUGAGGAGGAAAUGGAGGAUGACCAAGAGAGCGAGGCGGAGGAGGACAACCACGAAGAUGGAGAAUCCGAGGCGGAGGGAGAAACUGAGGCAGAAAGUGAAUUUGACCCAGAAAUAGAAAUGGAAGCAGAGAGAGUGGCCCAGAGGAAGUGUCCGGACCAUGGACUCGAUUUGAGCACCUAUUGCCAGGAAGAUAAGCAGCUCAUCUGUGUCCUCUGUCCAGUCAUUGGGGCUCACCAGGGCCACCAACUCUCCACCCUAGACGAAGCCUUCGAAGAACUAAGAAGCAAAGACUCGGGCGGAUUAAAGGCGGCUAUGAUAGAGUUGGUGGAAAGGUUAAAGUUCAAGAGCUCAGACCCUAAAGUAACUCGGGACCAGAUGAAGGUGUUUAUACAGCAGGAAUUUAAGAAAGUUCAAAAAGUGAUUGCUGAUGAGGAGCAGAAGGCCCUUCAUCUAGUGGACAUCCAGGAAGCAAUGGCCACAGCUCAUGUGACUGAGAUACUGGCAGAUAUCCAGUCCCACAUGGACAGGUUGAUGACUCAGAUGGCCCAAGCCAAGGAACAACUUGAUACCUCUAAUGAAUCAGCUGAGCCAAAGGCAGAGGGUGAUGAGGAAGGACCCAGUGGUGCCAGUGAGGAAGAGGACACGUGAAGGCUCGCCACCCCCAGUGGAAACCAUUCCUCCCACUUGUGUGUAUGUGACAGCGUGUAUGUAAUGGCUUCUGAUUCCUGUGAAAGCUGCCCGGCAACAAAUGUCCUUCCAUCGAAUACGUCCCCAGAUCCACAGCAGGCACACGUCUCUCCAGGGGAUGACCAGUUUCAUGCUUGCUGACUGUGUACUUCUCAUUCUUUUGUUGUGGUAGGUCAAGGAAAAGUGCCCCUUUGAUCAGCCAGGAGCAAUUAAGAAGGGUCCUUCAGGUAACCCCUCAAUGGCUGCUUAGAACUUACUCAGGAAAGCCAGCCCCUGUACCCAAACAUACCUCCUCAUUAGGAAGGAUCUGUAAUAAUCUUGAAGGGCAGUCGGAAUAUUUUUCCCUACCUGCCAGUGAAACCCCCACUUUAUCCAUACUGAAGCAUGAAAUAAAUGAGGGCAGAGUAGGGAUGAACCUACAUAAAUAGUCUCUAAAAGUCCAGUACAUUUGUGAAAAUGUGGUUUCAUGAAAUAAGAUGGAUGGCUUGAAAACAGGGUUGGAGAAAGAGUUAAAAUUUAGAACUAUAUAAAGAUAUUUUUAGUACAUGAGGUUUAUCCAGGACUUCAGAUUCAUAAUUCAGUGCUGUGGAAAUGAAAAAAAAAAAAAAAAAAUGAUUGAUGACUUAGAAAGGAAGUAACGUUAAAAAAAAAAGAAGAAAAAAAGAGGACCAAAGACCUGAUUAAAAACUGAAAUCGGUAUUUCUGAACUCAAAUUGCCUGAGUUUCCAAAAACAGUCACUAAAGGAUCUGAUGAACCUGAACAAAUGGGUGAAUUCUGAGGUUUUGUGAAUCUUGUUCCAUGAAAGGCUGGGGUGUGUAUUACCAAAUGGGAAUUUUCAAUGCAGGUUUCUGUUCCCCUCCUUCAACUUAGCCUAAUUUGGCUUAAAUGCAGUGUGGGGAGAAUCCUUGUCACUCAUGAUGUGCUGAAUGGAGCUCUGAGCUCUGUCUCUCAGCAGAUACACCCUCCUGUACUCCCGUUGGAGCCCCUCUUCCCAUGGCCCUCCCCAUUAGCUCCCCUCCAGAUCCUCUCCCUGCCAACUCUCCUCUCUAGUAACGUGAGCGGAGACACAUCAUGGUUGGACUCUGCCUUUCCCCAAUCCCAAAUCACAUUUCCUUACAACCAGGUUUUAUGGUCAAAUGAGCAGUAAUGUCCUAGGGAAUACCAAACUGCAGGCUGAGAACCUGCAUCUUCUGAAACAUCAGUUUCACUUCAAUAGUUUGGAAUUGGGAUGACCUUAUUUUUAGAUAAAACAGAUAUAUUAAGAAAUUGAAUGUUCAUACACAUCAUCAUGGUUAAGAUAAAAUGGUAGACUUCACAGGUAAUUCUUAUCUGCAAGUGGGGUACGUGUUCCCUCUCCUCUGCCCUUAGUGGUAUUUUGGUGUUCAUUUCUGAGAAGUACAAUCAGAGCUUUAUCCAAACGUCCUUGGGUUGCUGCUGACUCAAGGCCUAGACUUCUAGUGCCUUUGAGGCAGAGCCAAGGGAGCCUGCCCUGGGGAAAAUCCCUCCCUUCCCCCCUGCCUGCCUGCCCGUGACCCCGCACCUAUCACAGAGCUUCAGGGCCAGCUGACUUUUGUGUGUGCAGUAUGGUUUUGAGGCAGAAACAAUACUUAGUGUAGGAAUCCUAUUUAUAUCAUUGCUCAGUUCUGUGCAUGCUAGUAAAUGAGCAUUCCUUUGAUGCCAGGAAGCCACCAGGCAUAUAUGCUUCUGGGUUAGGGUUAUCCCAGCUCACUAAAUAUGGCAGGGCUUACUUAUAAAUUUGAGAGGAAUUGGGGCUGUUAAGGAAAAAAAGGUAUUUUUCUCUCAAACUAGUAGCCAACAAGUGGCCAAGACGGUUUUGGUGCUUUAACCUGUCUGCCCACAAAGUCCAGAGAUCCAACAUACCACUGAUUACAGCCCCAACCCCAACCAACAAAAUGCCCCUCAAAGAAGAGCCAGUGGUCUCUCCCCAAAUAAGAGUUUAAAACAAGAAGAUUAAGGAAAUUAGGAUUUAGAAGCUUGUGUUGUCUUUUCCAAAUAAUUAUUUUUUAAUCUCUAAAUAGUAGCCUUACUGUAGCAAUGGCCAGAUCAUUGGUCUCUCCAUACCUGGUCAUGUUACUUUAAAUCAGUAUUUGGGAAACCCAAGCAUUUAUGCAGUGGAUAUGAACAGAAAUAUUAAAAUGCAUGCCAACCUGUCUGGAUAAAUUACCAUAUCCCUGUAGACCUCAAGGAAAGCACUUUUGCUUUUACUUAGAAAGGACUUCAGACUUGCUUUAUGGGUUCCUGCUGUCUUCAGCACCUGAUAAAACUUUAAGCAGGGAAGCAUUAAACUCAGUGCAGCAGCUUUUGCCAGGCUCCUGAGUUCCUGCCGGCAGCAUUUGUCAGUGUAAGAGCUAGGAUGCUUCCUGCAGUGGCACCAGCUUCUCCCGAGAGCUGCAGCUGCUGCUCAGUCCAGCAUGAUGAAGCUUCCCUCCCACCAGGUCAGUACAAGUUGUGCUCAAAGUCAUGUUCUGACUGGUGGUAGGCUUUGCAGAAAUCCACUCCUAGGGAGAAGUCAUCAAGGGAGGCAGCUAAUGAGUGUCUUUUGAAUGAACUGGGUCCUAACACCAAUCCCUGGCUGUCUUCCAAAUACUAGGUGUCUGGAGGUCGAGAGGGGGUUUGUGUUUUUAUUUGAUGUCAUUAAAUUCAGGGCAAUUCCAAGAAAUGCUUGGUGCCAUGCAGGGAAAUGAGCUAUACUGGGAAUUAAGAACCAGGCCCUGUACUAGGCCCCCAUUCUCAGGUGUUGAAACUGAGUGGGAGUGCAAGAGUCACUUGCCUUGACUUACACAGCUAGUAAACGUUGCAUCCAGCUUUUGAACCCAGCUCUCUGUAACUCUGGCCCAUGGUACAUCUAAAUACAGAGGGAGAAAAAGGCGGCACAUACCCUCCCUGCAGUCCCACCAUCCCACCUCAUGAAUUCUUUUUCAAAAUUACAUUUCGUGUCUGUGGUUUGGACUCAGAAAUGGCAUCAAAGUAGCCUUAUUCCAUUUAGCAGCUGCGUUAAGUCCACGUUGCUAAUUGAAGCCUGCCCCAGGAGUCUAGGGGAGCCUUUCCUUUCCUGUGCCAUCCUCCAUGAAUAAAGUGUUUCGGGGCCUUCAUAAGUGUAGAACUUCUCAGAAGUAGUAAAGGUGGAGGAUGUCUGCUUUCAAACUUUAUUUGAAAAUGUCUGCUAUUGCAGUGCUGCAGAAAAGGAAAUUUUCAUAUUUUAGUCAACUUAGCCAGUUCUGUGCUUUGCGAAGAUAUGGUCUUUAGAGUCCAGUGAACCUAGACUUUCUUGCUGAUACCUGCUAUGUGUGUGUGCAUAAAUGAUAUGUGUAUAUGUAUGUAUAUACAGGUGCACACACAUACAUGCACACACAGAAUUUAAGAACUAAGGGUAGUUUAAAGCAUCCCCUCAUUUUGCAUACCACUGCAAAGGUGUCUGCCAGCCCUGAUUACAAGUGUCACCAGAUAAUUGGAGCUUAGGGGCUUACCGGAUGCUAACAAGAAGAGCAACUCCUUGGCAGAGGUGGUCAGGUCCUAAAGCGCUGAGCCAAGGUGAGAGCCCUGAAGGAGAUUGCGCUCUAGCCCUACUCCAGGUCAUCUAGUAAUAUGGGAAGUUUGCAUACCCAGUCAUUUGGUGACAUGAGAGCCUGACCACUGUCAGCCUGAGGGCACAGCUGCAGAAUUCACAGCUGAUAGUAGUCGCAGGGCCUAGGACUACUAUCCCUACCCAGAAAAUCCUCUCCCGCCAGCACCUGAAAUUCCACACUCACUUAAUGGCUGUUCAGUACAUACUUUUUGAUAAGAAAAUCAGUUGCAGUGUUUCCUGUGUGCCUAGCACAUCUGGGAUUUUCUGUUUAAAAAACAAAUCUCAUUAUGGAUGGACUCAGGCCAGCCCUCAGAGAAAAAGGUCCAUAGGAGAAACGUCUCAUCUCAUUGCCUUUACCCAGCAGUGUUUCUGAGGCCUCCCACCCCAGCCUAUUCCAAGUGCCAUAAGGUCCAGGCAGUACCUGCCCUCCUGGGCCUGCCAGGUAAAACAGUGUCAUUCAGAACUGAGAACACACCAGAAACAGCAAAACAAACAUCAGAGCAAGAAAAUAGAAAUAAAGAAAUAAUGUAAGUACACUGGUGUAAAAAAUGCCACCGAGCCCAUGCUGGGCUUGAUAUGACCUUGAGGGGACAAUAGAUUUAUACUUAACAGGAGUUAAACCUGACCAGUCUUUCUGCAGUGACAGGCACACUGCAUGGAUGGGGAGAAACGAUGAUCCCAUUGUCCUCUGCCUGUUUUCCUGUGCACAGUCACAUUCCCUCCUCAAUCAUCUUCCCCUUUUACCCUUUACAUUAAACAGGGGAACACUCAAUCUUUCAAGGGAACUACGCAUUUGAGUUAAUGUUUCAGUAUAUCAUCUUCAUGCUGUAAAUUAUUUUGUAAGAGAGAUUUACCGCUAUCCCAUGAUGUUUGGACUCAGCGCCCCUGUGCAUUUGGAAAUCAAUAAACUAUUACUGGAAAUACCA
This is a messenger RNA of Miniopterus natalensis, 5640 nucleotides long. It is a transcript of the gene TRIM44, whose product is annotated as TRIM family member 44. Gene Ontology annotation, molecular function: zinc ion binding. The record is from RefSeq and is a predicted model, not a curated record. NCBI's taxonomy places the organism in Eukaryota, Metazoa, Chordata, Mammalia, Chiroptera, Miniopteridae.